Molecule: messenger RNA, 5888 nt
Organism: Carassius carassius (crucian carp)
Lineage: Eukaryota; Metazoa; Chordata; Actinopteri; Cypriniformes; Cyprinidae
Gene: cdk6
Product: cyclin dependent kinase 6
Exons: 8
Coding region: 654-1628 (324 amino acids)
Biological process (GO): G1/S transition of mitotic cell cycle; cell dedifferentiation; regulation of gene expression
Cellular component (GO): cyclin-dependent protein kinase holoenzyme complex; nucleus; cytoplasm
Molecular function (GO): cyclin-dependent protein serine/threonine kinase activity; ATP binding; cyclin binding
Source: RefSeq, a predicted model, not a curated record
AAUAACCUUUCCGCGUCCCAGCUCUUUCCCCCGCGGUGAUCCCGUUUUGACACAAAGACAAAAGCAAAAAAAGCAGUUUGAAUGGUGAAGGAGCGAGCAGGCAGGGAGAAAGCAUGAGGAGGCGGCGAGUCUUUGUAGUCUGUGAGGAAUGCGGAAACUCGCCUGCUCUGUGUCAAACUGCUCUGAAGGGGGUCAAGGCACAUUCAGCCAGCGUGGGAAAGCGAGGAGCAGACCGAGCACACACACGCUGCAUAUUCCUGCAUAUAUGGGAAAAACAUAAGAGGGGAAGGAGUGCCAUUGCAGAUCGAUGAAAAUCAGUUCCCUUUUUAUCCUCUCCGCUUUCUUGAGGAACUGAUCGGACGAUCUUUCACUUAAUUUGUUUUUGCUGAGGUGGUGCUGCUGGGAGAUGGGGCUUAGCGCGUGCACCAUCCGACUACCUGUGUGGCCCGUCGCGAGGACACUGCACGAGCUGUGAUGCAUGUGGAGACGCUGGGAAACUUACUGAAGUUCGUGAAUGACGCGACAUUCCGGGCGGAAUAUAACAAACAGGGCAGUGCACGUGCCAGCGCCGCUCUCCCAAUAAUGCCUUUGUGAAAUAUCCGCGAGCUCGUCACGUUUCGGGAUUCCCCGCAGUACCCUCGCCGCGAGAAAAAAUGGACAAAGAGAGCUCGACCCAACAAUAUGAGCCGGUGGCUGAGAUCGGUGAAGGUGCUUAUGGAAAGGUGUACAAAGCACGGGAUUUGAAGAACGGGGGCCGCUUUGUAGCCCUGAAAAGAGUUCGGGUGCAGACAGAGGAAGAGGGAAUGCCGCUGUCGACCAUCCGCGAGGUGGCGGUGCUGAGGCAGCUGGAGUCCUUUGAGCAUCCCAAUGUGGUCAGGUUGUUUGACGUAUGCACAGUUUCCAGGACUGACCGGGAAACCAAACUAACUUUGGUCUUUGAGCACGUGGACCAAGAUUUAACCACAUAUUUGGAGAAGGCACCUGAUCCAGGAGUGCCACCUGAAACUAUAAAGGAUAUGAUGUACCAGCUGCUGCAGGGUCUGGAUUUCCUCCACUCUCACCGUGUCGUUCAUCGAGAUCUUAAGCCUCAAAACAUUUUAGUCACCAGUGGAGGACAGAUCAAGCUGGCUGAUUUUGGUCUGGCACGGAUCUACAGCUUUCAGAUGGCUCUUACUUCCGUGGUGGUGACGUUAUGGUAUCGUGCUCCUGAAGUGCUGCUUCAGUCCAGCUAUGCUACUCCUGUGGAUCUGUGGAGUGUCGGCUGCAUCUUUGCUGAGAUGUUCAGGCGGCGACCUCUUUUCCGUGGGAACUCUGAUGUUGACCAGUUAGGCAAGAUUUUUGAUGUGGUGGGGGUCCCUUCUCCAGAGGACUGGCCACAGGAGGUGGGCUUGCCACAGAGUGCCUUUUCCCCUCGUCCUCCCCAGCCAAUAGAGGACCUGGUGCCUGACAUGGAUGAGCUGGGCAAAUCACUUUUACUUCGUUUCCUGUCAUUUAACCCCUCCAGAAGGAUAUCAGCUUACGAUGCACUGUCUCACCCAUACUUCCAGAGUCUGGACAGCACCAGCAAGAGUCUGUACGCUCAACCCUUCCCCAGCAAAAAGUCCUCCCUGGAGGAGAGAGCUGCUUGAAAAGAUGUGGUUCCAACUCUUAACAAAGAUCCCCUAGGAGCUAGUCUUUCAUAGCAUAACAUUACAUGCUGCUUUCAAAAAUAUCACCGCAACUAUUGGUCGAUCGUGUUAAGUCUUUGCCCUCACUACUGCCAGUUAAUAUGGAUCAACAACAUGCUGCCUGGAAUUAUGUGUUAAACAAUAUCAGAAGCUGCUCUCGUCUCCCACCCACCUUCCUCAAAGGAAGUUUGUCUGCUCAGAGGAAAAUGUGCUUCUUGUAUCUGAAGCCGCAUUAUGACACUGCCAGAGAUCGUCUGUCUGUUUGCAUCAAUGCAAUCUAAAGGUCUAAAUUGAGUCUUAGCUGCACAUCACUGCCAUAAAACAGCAAGGUCUUACGUGGGACCGUGUCCGACUCACAUGGAUUAAGCAAAUGUAGAACCACAACUACUGCAAAUUCAGGCCCGUUGAGCGGAACCUCUUAUUUUACACCUUCACUAAUUACCUUCUCUUUUUUUUGAGCUUCCAAAGUCCUCUCAGUCACAGGCCAGGAGGAUUUUUUUGUAUUGUUUUCCCAUCACGUUGUUACUUCGCAGUUCAAGCUGGAGAGCGUGGACACAUCUCCUCGUGUGACGUUUUUUGAAGACUGCAUAACCACAGACACUCUAGUGCUCUAUUUAAUAUAGCAUUUCGUCGCAAACAUCCUGGUGUCACCUGAAUCGUCCAGGACAGAGCUACCAAACGCUUUGAAGCACUAUUUAACACCAUAUUUCCUUGACAUUAUAAUGUACUUGUAUUUUUUUUUCUUCAAUAUGAAUUACACAUCCUGUUCACUUAUUUUAUUAUGUCAGUGUUGAUUGUUGACAUUUUAUGUCUUAAUUUUAGUGAACUUGAAGGUGUAGGUUGUUGUAGAAAACUCGUUGAUAUGUAUACCAAACAGUCUUCACCCUGUCGUCAGGGAUUUAGUGGCGAGACGUAGUCGAAGGAUGACCCGCACAGGGUUGCAUGUUGAAUUUAGGCUUGAUUUAGAGCAGAAACAACUGAGAUGGAUAACAGAAAUACAUCUAUGAAAGCGUUAGCGCGUAGUUAUGAAAGUAUAGUAAAAGUAGCUAUAGAGUUGGUCAGUGUUAAGUUCAAGGUGAGAUUCGUUCCAGGCUCGGAGAGUAAUGUAUAAUCCCAUGUAGAAUCCAUUGAUUAAGUCCAGGUUCUUUUCUUUACACGCAAGGCUACAUCCUUCCAUUUCCAGUUUCACUUAAUUGUCUGGAUAGAUCAUCACAAAAAGUGCACCAAGUCUGCUAGAUGGAUUGCUUUCAGUGCCUUCGUGUUUAGCGUGUGACGAACAUGUGGAGAGGAAUGAAGGACGCUGCUUCAGAAUUUAGCAUUUAGCCUGGCGAUCCCAGGUGAAGCUGUUUGAUGAGGAGUUAUAGGCAGGCACUGUAGUACUACAAAACAUUCACACAGUUAAAGGGAUAGUUCACUUUAUUCACCCUCAUGUCUCUCCAAACCUUCUAGUGGAACACAAAAGGAGAUAUUUUGAGGAAUGUUGGCAGCCAAUCAGGUUUGGUUACCGUUGAUUUGCAUUGUAUGGGCAAAAACAAACACUGAGACUCAAAAUGUCUUUUUUGUGUACCGCAGACAUGAGGGUGAGAAAAUGACGAAAGAAUGUUCAUUUUUGGGUGAACGAUCCCUUCAAGCACUGAUGCUUGAUUCAUUUUCUCAGGAUCGGUAAACUCAUUCUGUCGCAUUCCAUGCUCAGGUCUAUUUAUGGCUAGUUUUAGAUACAACAAGGGUUCAGGUUUUAGUUGAAUCAUUAAGUUCACAGUAAUCCUUAUUGAUUAUGGUCUCAGUGCUAUCCGGAUACAAUAGUAUUGGGUUAUUUAUAUGGUUCACUUGCAUUUCCAUAAAUUUGAAGAGGUAAUGAAACAUACAGUUGGUCAUUUGAGCAUUUAUUGUUCUUUUUUUAUUUAUAUAAUAUUAUUAUUAAUAAUAUUAAUAUUAUAUUUGUUGUGUUAGUUCACUGUCGUGCGGCAACUUUUGUACUGUUAAGAUGUUUGAUUUCACAAAUAUUCUCUGAUCAAUGUCUCAAUGCAUCAGUCUAACAAAUGAUUUUUAACAUCUCCACUGAACUGACGUUAAGCCGGCACAGCUUUACCCUCCUCUAGAUAAGUCUGUGAUUGGAUCUGGUGAUUUCAGAGGGCAUUAGAUAUCAAAUAAUGUAAACCAAUGUAACCGUAUGCCUUUACGUUUGUGGGUGUUGAAUAGAACUAAUCCGUUUUUUAAGCUUCAUAGUGUUUUAACAUUCUAAAUGUAUUAAAUGUUAGGCUUUCGAAUGUACGACCCAUUCUUGUUAGUGUUGGAUUAAGAUUUUUUGUGUGAUGUUAUGCUGAAAAAAUAGCACCUUUUAUAUUCGUCCAUCUCAGUGCUUUUCCCCAUGAUUGUUUUCAUCUUUAGGGAAUCUGUUGUUGAUUUCUUUUUUUUCUUUUUUGUUGUUGUUGUUUGAAAUGAUUUGCUUUAGUUAGUCAUUUUCAAAAUCUAUUUGAAAAUUUGAAGCAAAUUACGUUUGAGACUGCUUGAAAUUGCUGGAGAUUGGUACAUAAUGUUUUGCUCCCUACAUUUUGUUCUUAUUUAUUGACAUUUUGUCUUUUGUUUAGUUGGCUGUAAUGCUUCAGAAGGCAUUCUGUCAAUAUAAUACUCAAAUUUGUGAUUGGACAGCGAUGAGCUAAUGGUGCUAUGCCUCGUGUCACUGCAGACUUGAACAACUGUUAUCAAUUAGGCAAACUUGUUCCCAAGGGGACAGUAACAAUAAAAGUGUCUUUUGAAAUAUUCUAUUAUUAUAUUUUGGUUUCAUUUUGUUGAAUUUCAUUUGUAUUAUAUUUGACCAGUUUUACAUGUCUUCCCAUUAUGACCUAAAUAAUUUAUAAUGUUCUCCAGACAGAGAAUACUUUGAAUAAAAAAAUCAUUAAGCUGGAAAUUUCUAUCCAUUAGAUUCUAAUAAUGUAAUAUGCUAAAUCAUCCACCAUGAAUACAUAUUCUAAUCAAUGUGCACAAUGUUUUCAUUCUGUUUAGCUGCUGCACAGACAGUGUGUAAUGAAAGUCUUUAAUGUUAUUUUAUCAGCAGCUUUGUUAUAUUUUACUCAUUGAUAAUCAAGUGUUAUAUCACUUUAGACUGCAUCAAAUGUAUUUGGUUCAUUCUACUUAUUCUUUAAAAAAUAUGUAAACCGAGUGGAAUGAUUUCUGAUGUUCUAUGAUAUAUCUGUCUUAUAAUCAUAAUAUGUAUAUCUUUACAUUUCUUAUUUGUUGCUCUUUGUUUUAUGGAUUUCUGUAACCAUUAAAAGUAAUAACUUUAGCCAUUUUUUAACUGUGCACAUUGAUUAGAAGUGGGAAGUGUUGGUCAGGGUUUUCUUUUUUCCCCACAUUGGCUGGAGACAGUGGAUAGUUAGGUUUUUUGUAAGCACCCUAUCUGUGGUGUAUAUUUUUAAUUGUUAUUUGGCAUUUUAUGUUGUCAGCAUUUGUUGUAAGAUGUGGGGAUGGAAAAAUGUGUACAUGAAAAUGUAACUUUUUUUUUAAAUCAACGCUUUGAUUGAAAGUCUUGUUCAGCUGUAUGUAUUUCUAUUGCUUAAUCAGUUUGUGUUCUUCUGCUUUAGCAUCUAUAUUUUUUAAGCAAUGAAAUCACAUGUUGAUGUACUGUAGAUCACAUGCAUAUGACGUUAAUUUUGUUUAAAAAGUCUUGUCAAGUUCAUCUAGUCAUGAUUAGUCCAAUGAUGGUUAAUCAUAUAGUUAGUAGAAUGUAUCAUCUUUUUUUAUGAUUGAAUACUGAAAUUCAGUUCAAAAUUAAUCUCUUUAAAGCUAUGUUUUUCUGUUAAAACAGCACAUUCUUUCAUUUAAAGCAGAUGCUUUGUUAAUAAAUUCAUUUCAUUCAGCUACUGUUGUCAGUAAAGUGCAAAGAAUUGUAAAAUUUUUGCAAGAACCAAAUUGAAAUGAGAGUGUUGGUCAUUGUUCCCUUAUAGGACCAUAUUAGUUUUGUUUUCUUCUUUUCUUUAAAAAAGGGUGAAUGAGAUGUGGUAGGAUUUUUUUUUUGUUUUCUUUUUUUUUUUAAAUCUGGACUGGUUUUGCUGCUAAUGUUUGUCUUAGGCUCUGGCUCCUGUGUGAGUUUUAUUAAACUGGCCCACCUAAAGAUUCCAAUUUGCUGCCAUUGAGAAAAAAAAGCUGCUUUCGCAUUUGUGUUAUAUCUGUAUCUGCCUGAUGUUUUCGUAUUUUUGUAAAAUAAAUAUUACAGUGUGUAAA